AUGGGUUUUAUUCAUCGUGAUAUUAAACCUGACAAUUUAUUACUGGACGCAAAGGGUCAUAUUAAAUUGAGUGAUUUUGGCUUAUGUACAGGUUUGAAAAAAGCUCAUCGAACAGAUUUCUACAAAGAUUUAUCUCAAGCUAAACCAAGUGAUUUUUCCUCUGGUCGUGCAGACUCCAGGAGAAGAGCUGAAGGUUGGAAUAAAAAACGACGAAGAUUAGCUUAUUCUACUGUUGGAACACCGGAUUAUAUUGCACCUGAAGUAUUUCAGCAUCAUGGUUAUACAAAUUCUUGUGAUUGGUGGUCACUUGGUGUUAUUAUGUAUGAAAUGCUGAUAGGCUACCCACCGUUUUGUUCAGCUACACCACAAGAAACGUAUAAAAAAAUUAUGAGUUGGAAAGAGGCAUUAUUUUUUCCACCUGAAAUGCCCAUUAGUAAUCAUUCAAGAAACUUGAUACAAUCUUUAUGUUGUGGGGCAGAAACACGUUUAUCAAUUGACUGGGAGCAUAUACGUGAACGACCUGCAGCGAUUCCAGUGAAUAUACGUUCAAUCGAUGAUACUAGUAAUUUCGAUGAAUUCCCCAAUGCUGAUUUAAGUUGGCCUAAUGUUACAGAUCCUAUGAAAAGCUAUCAGAAAAAUUUAGCUUUCAUAAAUUAUACUUAUAAGGCAUUUGAUGGUUGGACAAAUAACGACCGAAUAUUAGAUCGUCAAUUAUAUCAACAACAAAAAUUUCAACGUCAUCAAACUGCCUUAUCAUCUAGAAGUAGUAUACUGUCCGAUUUAACUGGAAUAAAGAAUAAAUCUUCAACAUAA
Schistosoma mattheei is the source of this 813-nucleotide messenger RNA. The record is from the annotation of a GenBank genome assembly. Lineage: Eukaryota; Metazoa; Platyhelminthes; Trematoda; Strigeidida; Schistosomatidae.